Messenger RNA from Meleagris gallopavo (turkey), 2967 nucleotides. NCBI's taxonomy places the organism in Eukaryota, Metazoa, Chordata, Aves, Galliformes, Phasianidae. The record is from RefSeq and is a predicted model, not a curated record.
CCCUACCCGCCCGGGCAGCACGGGCCGCGGCACAGCCACCGCCACGUCAGGGCCUGCCAGCCCGUCCGGCACGGUAACGUGACGCACGAGGCCUGGCCCGGCGACAACAGCACGGGGCUGCCCGCGGCCACCACCCGGACCUUCGUUUCCUACAUCUCCUCGGCCGAGAAGCAGCGCCGGGCCGUUUACGGCCACUUCACCUUCGUGAGGAACCCGCUGAAGACAUUGUCGGUGCUGGAGCCCGGCGGUGCCGGGGGCUGCGGGGAGCAGCGCAGGGUCACCGUGGAGGAGACGGCGCGGCUGGGCCGGUGCCUCGUGGCUCAGAACGGUGGUUACUUCGACAUGAGCAGCGGGAAGUGCCUCGGGAACGUGGUGAGCGACGGCAGGCUGGUGCAAAACGCCCGCGGCCUGCAGAACGCCCAGUUCGGCAUCCGCAGGGAUGGCAGCAUGGUGUUUGGUUACCUGUCUGAGGAGGAUGUCUUGGAUCAAGUAAACCCCUUUGUGCAGCUCGUGAGCGGGGUGGUUUGGCUCCUGAGAGAUGGAGAAGUGUACAUCAAUCAGAGUCAAAUUGCAGAGUGUGAUGAAACUCAAACCACAGGAACCUUUGAGAAGUUCAUCAGUGUGAUAUCAGCCAGGACUGCAGUUGGACAUGACAGUCAGGGGCAGCUGGUCUUGGUUCACGUGGAUGGACAGACCGAAUCUAGAGGGAUCAACCUCUGGGAAAUGGCCGAGUUUCUGAAACAGCAGGGAAUCAUCAAUGCAAUCAACCUGGAUGGUGGAGGGUCGGCAACGCUGGUCCUGAACGGGACCCUCGCAAGCUACCCUUCAGAGCACUGCUCCUUUGACAACAUGUGGCGAUGCCCUCGGAGCAUCUCAACCAUUGUGUGUGUCCACGAGCCUGCCUGCGAGCCUGCAGACUGCAGCGGCCACGGGGAGUGCGUGCAGGGGCAGUGCCACUGUGCUGGGGACUUCUGGAGAGGCCCAGCCUGUGACACGUUGGACUGUGGCCCUUCCAACUGCAGCCUGCACGGCACCUGCACCGCCUCUGGGUGCCUGUGUGAGGCUGGCUGGGUUGGCAGCAACUGCAGUGAAGCUUGUCUGAGCGGUUUCUACGGGAAUGCUUGCAGCCAGAAAUGCCAGUGCCAGAAUGGUGGCUCUUGUGACCCUGUGCAUGGAACCUGCUCCUGCCCGGCCGGGUACUAUGGCACAAGCUGUGAGCAUGCAUGUCCCAUGGGCAGGUAUGGGCCCAACUGCCAGCAGCUCUGUGCAUGUGAGCACUCGUGUCCCUGCAACCCACAGACAGGCAGCUGUAACAUCACCUACGAACUGGCCAUACAGGACCAGCUCAACAAAGCUUGGAGGUGUUUGGCUUCCCCAGAUAAGGAAAAAAGCAAUGAAAAAUUCUCUCUGUCAGAAAGAACCUGGAUCUCCGUGACCUUUGUCUUGGCUCUGCUUCUCGCAAUUAGUGCCAUGGGAAAUGUGGGCCUUUUUCUGAAGGCCAGGUCAGAGAGGCAACAGGGAGGUGGUGAUUAUCGCUAUCACCCCCUGAGGGAGAUGAAUGGAGAAGCCAGCCAUACCUUCACGUCUGCUGCCUGUGAAGCAGAAGAUGCUCAGGACCAAAGUCAGACACUCCUUUAGAAUCCCAGCUGGGAAAAGAGAAGAGGUAUUUCACUCUGCACCUUGUAUUGCCAUUCAGCACUGACUGUUACAGAGAAUUUUUAGAUCUAGAGUGUAAAACUGCUGACAAACACAAGAGCAGCAGCAAGAGAUUUUAGUCCAAGAACUCCCUCGCUUCUUGCCCAGCCCUGCUGAGGACACUGCUGGCUUCCCUCACCUCCCCACCUGCUCUGACUGGAGCAGAUGAGAGCUGCCAUGAGAGGAUGCAAGCCAUGGGGCCAGCUUCCACACACAUAGGAGGGAGUUCCACAGCUGCAGCAGAAUUGGAGCCAUGGGUACUUCAGAAAGGUCCUUUGUCACACACAGUGGUACAGUCGCUAAGUAUGUUGAAGAGGUAAGAUAAACUGCAUGUUGCCUCUUGCAUAUAGGCAUAAGGAAGCUGCCUUAAGGAUUAUCUGAUCUAUGGUUAUCUGCACUUCCCUUGUAAGAUUUUAAGAUGCUAAACACAAUGAAACCACAACAUUCUUCCUCCUUGCCACAGCAGUAGGCUCAGAGGCUGACACACAGGGUUGUGGCUUUCUUGUGCCUUCUUCCCUCUGCCCCCCUCCAAACCUUACGGUGACUGCAGUCAACAUCCUCAGUCCCAGGACUGGUCUAACAGGUUUUCAUGAGCACUGUCUUUUUGGUCAAUUCUUACAGCACAGCAACAGGAGAAGUCUGACUGGUGCACGCACCUCAGCCUUGCCUUCUCUCCUACCUCCCAGGAGCAGCUCAGCCAGAGGUACUGCAGCACUGAGCCCUCCCAGCUGGGGAAUCGAUGGAGGAGGCAGCAGGACCUGACUGAGCCCCGGGCUGGGCUCACCACACCACAGCCUUGUUCAGCCUUCUCAGCACCUGGCUGCCCUCCCUCAGCUGCACAGGGUCCCUGCAGCCCUUCUGCUUCCUGCUGCUGGAACUGCAUUCCAUUAUGGGGGUGGCAGCCACCAGGGAGCUGGGGCUGUGCUCACUACUUCAGGCAGCCCAAUAUCCUGAACAUCUCAGCUGGAAACUGGAUGUUUUACUGGAACACGUACUUGCACAGUGUAAAAAAAAAAAAGUGUCCGAGUUUGCUUCCCUGUGAGGAGAAACUAGCCUUUAAUGUGCUACUUUAAUGCUGCACUUUUUUUUUUUUAAGCCUGAAAGACUGAGCCUGAACUUUUUUUUAUGCACUCUAUUUUUAAUCUCUUCAAGCAAAGGAAAUGUAAACUUUUGUGCCACUGUUGGCAUCAAAUCAACUUGUAAACUGAAGAUUCUAUUUUUCUAUUACUUACAGUGGCAUUUUGAAACUUGAAUAAAGUCAAUUAGUAAUAA